AAUACCCUCAUUGGAUUAAUUGUAUACAAGACAAAAACCCUCAGAAAGCCCACCAACUUUUUCAUUGUAAACAUGGCCAUGUCCGAUCUACUGUAUCCGAUUUUCCUGUUUCCUCGGGAUUUAGAACAGUUACACAUCAAUAUUCAGUCCUGGUUAAUCGGCGGUCCUCUUGACCAAGUGUUGUGUAAACUGAUUCACUUCGCAAUAGACGUCUCAUCUACUAUUUCAAUUCAGAGCCUGGUUUUGAUAGCAGUGAAUCGAUUCGUAGCUGAGGUAUUUCCCAUCCGUUCCCCACUGAUCAGUUCAAAACACUGCAGGUUCUAUAUCCUCGCCACUUGGAUCAUUGCCUUGGCUGUCUGGUGCCCAAACUUGCUCGUCUAUACCCUUGUCGAGUAUCCAACGAAGCAGUACUGCAUGCCACAAUGGAAUGGCGCAUUUGAUGACUUCAAGUCCUUCCUAGACUACAAUAUAGCAUGGUGCGUUGUCCUCUUGUAUGUCACUUUGGCUUUAAUGUCCAUUCUUUAUUUUGUCAUUGCCUUAAAACGUUUAAAUGAACGUUUUCAUUCUCAGGUGUAA
This is a messenger RNA of Pocillopora meandrina, 576 nucleotides long. Lineage: Eukaryota; Metazoa; Cnidaria; Anthozoa; Scleractinia; Pocilloporidae. The record is from the annotation of a GenBank genome assembly.